GGUCAUACUGUCAGUAUCGAAGGAACGCGAUGGCAUUCGGUGACUAUCCAGCUGAGUACAACCCCAAGGUGCACGGGCCCUACGACCCCGCUCGCUUCUACGGCAAAGCCGAUGUACCCUUCGGCCAGGUGAAGCUGGGCGAGAUCGGCGCCUGGCUGGGACGUCGCAACAAGACCCCCAACGCGUUGGCCGGAGCCGUGAGCCGUGCCUGGUGGCGCUGGCAGCACAAGUACGUGUUCCCGAAGCGCGCCGGGAUCGCUCCCUUCUUCCAGCUGACCGUCGCUAGCAUGACGUUCUUCUAUCUGAUUAACUACACCAAGUUGAAGCACCACAGGAACUACAAGUACCACUAAGCGGCGCUGCCCGGUGGUCCUGCAUCUGCAACAGAUUCUACACUUUCCACAAGGCGUGCGAGAGGCGGGCAACCACUAAACUAUAUCUAUUUGGCUUUUGUGUUUUGAAAACUGCUUAAGUGAAUAAAACGGCUGCGAAUAUCCAUGCUGCCAUAGACUCAGA
Drosophila sechellia is the source of this 516-nucleotide messenger RNA. RefSeq names its product ATP synthase, subunit F (gene ATPsynF). The coding region runs from base 30 to 353 and encodes 107 amino acids. Gene Ontology annotation, biological process: proton motive force-driven mitochondrial ATP synthesis. Gene Ontology annotation, molecular function: proton-transporting ATP synthase activity, rotational mechanism. Gene Ontology annotation, cellular component: proton-transporting ATP synthase complex. The transcript has 3 exons. Lineage: Eukaryota; Metazoa; Arthropoda; Insecta; Diptera; Drosophilidae. The record is from RefSeq and is a predicted model, not a curated record.